AGAAGUAGGAACUCUGUCUGAGCAUGGUGUGUGCUGAGCAAAACCCCUGAGGCUGGCAGAGGGAGAGACAAGUAGAGAGAGAGAGAGACAGAGAAGUGGAUUCUGAGUGACUCAGCCAGUUAGUAGGACAGAGGAAGAGGGGAGGGGGGGCAGGAAAUAGACCCUGAAGACAAACAGUCAAACACACUCACGUUGUGACACACAGAGACUAGGAGCUCAAUUCCAGCUCCAGCUCUGCUCCUGGGAAGAAUCCUUGUGGUUUGUGGUCAAGACUUUGUGAGAAGUGGAAAGCUGAAGACAACUUUUCUGCUGUGGACCUGAAAAGGACAAGACUUAGUUUUGACAAAGAGAAGGGAUUAUGCAAUGAGGACAUUCUCUAACAGACCUGAAUGUGGAUAUGCCAUCGUUCCUUUUGUGGACGCAGCAGCUUGUGGUGGUUGUGGACUUCCUGAGUUAAAAGGGGACACAUUUGUAUGGCUGAUUUAUCUGAGUAAGUAAAGCUCUGUCUGCAACUUGUGGGGUGCAGCUUGGUUGAGAGAUAAGGCAGGGGGAGGGGAGGACACACCAGCCCAAAUCGCUGUCCUCUGGGAGGGGUCUUUUCAACAUGAAAUAACCCCCAAAAUUACUACAUCAAGACGUGGGAGGGAAUCAUGUCACCCAUGUGCAGCAGUCCUCUCUAACAUGGACAAUUGUGUUGGAAAGAAAUAUCUGUGCUCGUGCCCUGAAUGACUUUCAACGCAUCCUUUUUUUGCUUUUCUCUCCGUUCAUGGUGGAUUUGUUGUGCAGGGCAGCCCUUUCAUUAUACAGCUAAUAGCACCCCGAUCCCUCCACUCUUUGUCCUUCAGGAUGUACAACACUACCCUCUCAACAAACAGUUUCACCUUAGCACUGGUUGGAAAUAUCUCAGCAAACAGCUCCACCUGUGAUAAGAACGAUGGGUUCAAAUACCCAUUGUACAGCACUGUCUUCAGCAUUGUGUUUGUGGUGGGACUGAUCACCAACGUUGUGGCCAUUUACAUAUUCACCUGCUCUCUGAAGCUGAGGAACGAGACCACGACUUACAUGAUGAACUUGGUCGUGUCUGACCUGCUGUUUGUCUUCACACUGCCUCUGAGGGUCUUCUACUUCAUCAACCAGAACUGGCCUUUUGGGAGCAUGCUGUGCAAGGUCUCCGUCUCAUUGUUCUACACCAACAUGUACGGCAGCAUGCUCUUUCUCACCUGCAUUAGCGUGGACCGCUUUUUAGCCAUUGUGCAUCCUUUUCGUUCAAGGACGCUGAGGACUAAACGCAAUGCCAGGAUAGUCUGUACUGCUGUAUGGGUGCUGGUGCUGUCAGGGAGUCUCCCCACAGGGUUCAUGUUGGAUACCACGUCACAAGAGAACAACAAGACAAAUGCUACUUUCUGUUUCGAGAACUUCUCCUCCAAGCAGUGGAAAUCUCACCUGUCCAAGGUGGUAAUAUUCAUAGAAACUGUGGGCUUCAUUAUCCCCCUGCUACUCAAUGUUUGUUGUUCCAUAAUGGUGUUGCAAACCCUGCGUCGGCCCCAAACCAUCAGUCGUGGGGGGAAGCUGAACAAAACAAAGAUCCUGCGCAUGAUAAUUGUUCACCUCAUUAUAUUUUGUUUUUGCUUUAUUCCUUACAAUGUAAACUUGGUUUUCUAUGCUCUGGUCCGCACCGGAACUUUAACAGGCUGCUCUGUCGAGUCUGUGGUCCGAACCAUCUACCCGAUAGCCCUCUGCAUUGCUGUAUCCAACUGUUGUUUCGAUCCCAUUGUUUACUACUUCACCUCAGAGACCAUCCAGAACUCCAUCAAGAGGAAGUCCCAGGUCAGCCAUACGUAUGAUGUCAAGUUCUCCGAGGCCCUGCAGUCAGAAACCAGCUCCAACCUGCAGUGCAGCCUGAGGAAUCUGAAAGCAAAAGUCUUCCAUAAUGAGUCUUCAGUAUGAUGGUGGGGUUGUUUUACUUACGUAUUAAAUCAACAUUUCCAUAGAAAAACAAACCUCCAUGAGAUUAUGGGAAUGGACUUUUUUUGGAGUGCAUAAAUGAAGCACGUGCCAAAGAAGUAUUAACUGAUCUUAGUCUGCAUCUCAGGGCGAAUGUUUGGACCUGUCAUUGACAGGCUCCACUCUGCAGUAUUAGUGCUACAUGACCCUUUGUUCACAUCUGUGGAUUUAUUGCUUUAUUUAUUACUGCUUAUUAAUUUCCCUUUCCUGUGGAAAUUAUGUUAAGCGCAAUUACUCUACCAGUGACCUGGAAGGGAAUGUGAUCACUGAACAACAGGACAAUUAUGAUAUUGAAUGCUACAUGUGUCUGUAUAUAUGUGCAUUGGUAAGCUGUGGUGCUAACUUUAGAAUAGUAUCUAUUAAAUUAACAAAGUUAUAUCGAGUUAUAAAUUGUACAGGGCUUUGUUUUUUUCAUAAAUUCUGUGUUACAAAUAGGUCACAGAAGUGCCUUUUUUGUUCUGGCGUCACUUCAUUGUAGCCUGUAUGACUUAAUUGCCAUUAAAUGCACUGAUACGGAAUUCCAGAUACUGCACUCAUGCCACAGUAAUGAAUAAAAGUCAUAUACUGUCUAAAACUAAA
Molecule: messenger RNA, 2583 nt
Organism: Toxotes jaculatrix (banded archerfish)
Lineage: Eukaryota; Metazoa; Chordata; Actinopteri; Toxotidae
Gene: lpar6a
Product: lysophosphatidic acid receptor 6a
Exons: 1
Coding region: 847-1947 (366 amino acids)
Biological process (GO): positive regulation of Rho protein signal transduction; phospholipase C-activating G protein-coupled receptor signaling pathway
Cellular component (GO): membrane
Molecular function (GO): lysophosphatidic acid receptor activity
Source: RefSeq, a predicted model, not a curated record